UUUUCUCCCCCUUUUGCCUUGAUUCCCAGAUGCCUUCAGAAAAGUGAUUGAUUGUGCCACUGUGGACAUCCCAGUCAUGGAUGGGGACUAUUCAGAAUGCUCAUCAAAGAACCAUGGCUAAUAAUGAGAUGGAAGAAUGUGUUGUGGCAGCCAUUGAUAGCAGAUGAACACCCCAUAAUGAAACACACCAGGCUGAUGGCAUAUCUACUGUCUGGCAACAGCUGUGAAAACAUGGCAUACCUGCAGCAGAGAGGUGGGGGCUAUGACUCUGUCAACACAGAAAGGGGAGCUCUUCCCUCACUAGGGAUAGUUGUGGUGUGGACAGCUGCAGAAUGGGAUACUACCCUCUUGUCAACAGGGCUCUUGAGAGGGGUAUUCAACUUGAGACCAUCAAAACCUAGAUAUACAGAGACCUGGAAUGUCAAGCUGGUGCUGCAGAAACUGAGAACUAUGGAAUGAUUAUGCAAUCUUCCGCUAAAAGACCUAACACUAAAACUAGUGAUGCUAAUGAUACUCAUGCAAGAAGCCAGAGUGCAAACAUUACAUUUGUCAAUGUUAAAGAACUUUAGCAUUGGCAUGGAUUGAUUCUAUUUGUGUUUGGUUAGGGGGCAAUAUUAAAUAAUGUUAGCCAAAAUCCAAUGUGCAGUUUGUGAGGUUUUAAAGCAUACACUAAAGAUAAAAAAGACUGUGUGUGUAUAAAACAUUGAAAAUGUAUCCUGAACAGACUGAACACUUAGGAUAUAGUGUUGAUCAAGAAAAUGGGCACCUACUCAUUAGUGUUAUGAAGCCACACAAAAAUGUAACAAAAGACAAUGUUGCAAGAUGGAUUAGGUUAAUGCUUAAUAUGUCAGGAGCAGACAUAGGAAAGUACUCAGCUGGUUGUGUUCGGCCAGCUACAGCGUCAAAGACUAAGGCCAUGGCUGUAAAGAUUACACACAUCAUGGCAAAGGCUGGAUGGUCAAGGGCAACCAUCUUUGCCAAGCAUUGAGACAAGGUAAUAGUUCAGGAACUUGACACAUUCCAAGAAGCUUAACUAGAAUAGUGAAGAGGUUCUUAUUGUGAUAAGAAAGUCACAAUUCUUUUGGAAAACACUAAAUUUUGUGAAUUUCCUACAAAACAAGGGAUUUUGGCUCAUGGUUGUUUUAUUUCACCAAACUCACAUACAG
Messenger RNA from Scylla paramamosain (green mud crab), 1166 nucleotides. RefSeq lists its product as uncharacterized. The transcript is spliced from 2 exons. Lineage: Eukaryota; Metazoa; Arthropoda; Malacostraca; Decapoda; Portunidae. The record is from RefSeq and is a predicted model, not a curated record. The coding region runs from base 97 to 459 and encodes 120 amino acids.